Zea mays is the source of this 2216-nucleotide messenger RNA. RefSeq lists its product as uncharacterized. Gene Ontology annotation, molecular function: UDP-glucosyltransferase activity. Bases 533 to 1987 code for a protein of 484 amino acids. NCBI's taxonomy places the organism in Eukaryota, Viridiplantae, Streptophyta, Magnoliopsida, Poales, Poaceae. The record is from RefSeq and is marked validated. The transcript has a single exon.
GACGUAUAUGUAGAUGCAUAUAAAUGAUUUUUUUACAUCCACUCAUGCAGCCAUCGUUUCUCGCGUAAAUGCAACCAAACACACAUACGCUCGACCAAAGUUAACGCACACGAUGAUUCAUAAUAGAAUGUGAGGGUAACCAAUCAUGCGGUAAUAGUCCAAACGCCCUCUAAAUACAUUAUUGGCCCUGUUUGGCACAGCUUAUUUUUAGCUUCUUCACAAAUUUAAGCCGAAGUUCUGCCAAACAGACAGCUUCUGCAGCAGCUUAUUAGUUCAGCUGAUUCUCAAAAUGAACUAAAAGCAGCCAACAAACAGAAGCUGCUUUUUACCAGCUUAUCAGAUAAGCUGCUUUUUCAACAAGCAGCAGUUGUACCAAACAAGGCCAUUGUCUGCCCAUCACAGGAAAUGAGGAAACGAAUGGGCCAGACAGAGAUGAAUCAAUGGCCUUCAAUAGUUGAUAUAACCAACUGGCUAAUGUUAUUCGGCGCCGGUAAGACACACACCAGCGUGGAGGGAAAGAUUAGACGCCGACAUGCCGAGCCCAACCAUCGUGCUCCUCCCGAUGUGGGCUACAGGCCACUUCUCCUCGAUGCUCGAAGCCGGCAAGAGGCUGCUGUUCUGCAGCGCCGGCCGCACUGCAGCAUACAGCCUCACUGUUCUCGUGACGCCCCCGCCGAUGGCCGCGUCGUCCGAGGCCAGCAGCAGCCAGCAGGCACACUGUGAGAUGAUGGCCACCGUCGACGGCAUCGUUUUCCACCACCUCCCCGCCAUCGAGCACCGCACCGACCUCGCCCACCCGUCGGAGUACAUCCGGCUCUACGCGCCGCAAGUCAAGGAGGCCAUCGCGGGUUUGGCGGCCCCGGUGGCAGCGGUCGUCGUCGACUUCUUCGGGACCCCGCUCCUCGACGUCGCCCACGACCUCGCCGUGCCAGCCUACGUGUACUUCGCGUCCACCGGCGCCAUGCUCGCGCUCAUGCUGCGUUUACCGGGCAUUCAGGAGGAGCUGGCUUCCAGGUUGCGGGAGGAGGGAGGGGUCGUUGACGUGCCAGGGAUGCCUCCGGUGCCGGUGGCCUCUAUGCCGUCACCGGACGUGAACGACUACACGUGGUUCGCGUACUACGGCCGCCGCUUCCUGGAAACCAGAGGCAUCAUCGCUAACACGGCAGCCGAGCUGGAGCCAGGCGUUCUUGCGUCCAUCGCCGGCGGCAGGUGCACGCCUGGCGGGCGUGCUCCAACGGUGUACCCAAUCGGCCCGGUGCUCUCGCCGAAGCCGCGCGUCGUCGUCGAUGCUCGGUCGUCGUCGUCUGCGCAAGAGUGCAUCCGGUGGCUCGACGCGCAGCCGCCGGCGUCCGUCGUGUUCCUCUGCUUCGGGAGCAUGGGGUGGAUGAACGCGGAGCAGGCGCGCGAGGUGGCCGCCGGCCUCGAGCGCAGCGGGCACAGGUUCCUGUGGGUGCUGCGCGGCCCACCGGCCGGCAGCGGCUCGGGGCACCCGACGGACGCAAACCUCGGCGACCUGCUUCCCGACGGGUUCCUGGAGAGGACGAAGGCCCAGGGGGUUGUGUGGCCUGGUUGGGCACCGCAGCUGGAGAUCCUCGCCCACGCCGCCGUGGGUGGCUUCGUUACCCACUGUGGCUGGAACUCGGUGCUGGAGAGCCUGUGGCACGGCGUGCCGAUGGCGCCGUGGCCGCUGUACGCCGAGCAGCCGCUUAACGCGUUCGAGCUCGUCGCGUGCAUGGGUGUCGCUGUUGACCUUAGGGUCGUCGGCACGGGAAGGGCCAGCUCCGUGGUGGAGGCAGCGGAACUGGAGCGAGCUGUACGGAGCUUGAUGGGCGGGUCAGAGGAAGGGAGGAAGGCGAAGGAGAAGGCCAGGAAGAUGAAGGCGGCAUGCCGGAAGGCCGCGGAGAAGGGCGGAUCGGCGUAUGCUGCGUUGCAGGCAGUGGUGCAGGAUAUGCUAGAAAGCCAUGUACCCGGCACGGCACCCAAAUAACAAACACCCCAGCAGAAGUGACACGAAGAUAAUAAGAUAUGAAUCUGUCAACAUGUUGGUUUUGUGUUUCUCUAUGGUUUGUACAACCGUUUCAUGGUGGCUCAGAUCUUGGUUGCUAUGUCGAUCGAUCAAGCACUAAAAAACAAUUGUAUCUUAUGAGGCCACAUACAAACAUGUUUAGUUCAGAUAUAUAUGACUGAUCACAUCCAAAAGUGUUGUGGUUUUCGUA